AGCGCAAGGCUUCCAGAGAAGUCCAGAAGCAGAGCUCUACCAGACGACUGUCUCCACAUGUUUCGUUCCAUUUCCAGAAUCCUCGGCUCUCCCUUUUAAAUAUGAAUCAAAUCCCAUCUCUGGUUGUACCAUUAGAUAUCAAUUCUUUUAUCAACAAUUAAAAUCCUAAUAUCCCGUCUCGGAAAAUUCAGAGAAAGUAGUUAAAACAUGUCUCAAUCUCUGUCGAACACUGGGGUGGUCUCUGUUUCUGCAUCUUCCCAGAGAACCAGCGUGACUUCCCAUCCACUGUGUUCGAGAUUUUCCCUCCCGUUCAAGCUCAACCCGAUCCGCAGGGGUAGCUGCGACAAGAACGGCAGCAUCAGAGCCAUGGGAGUGGAGCAGGGCAGAGACGAUCUCGAUCACUUGCAGAGACCCAGCAAGCAACAAUCCCAACCCAAAAGGAGAGUCGCCCAAGUCGCACCAGUCGGGCUCUGGGACAGGUUCCCUACGGCUAGGACAGUGCAGCAGAUGAUGGAGACGAUGGAGAGGAUGAUGGAUGACCCUUUUGCGUACGGCGGCGGGUGGGCGUCGCCUGCCUCCGCGGCGGCGACGGAGGGAGGUGGGUACGGCAGGGGAAGGACGCCAUGGGAGAUAAAGGAAAGGGAAGAGGAGUACAAGAUGAGGUUCGACAUGCCCGGGAUGACGAAGGAGGACCUGAAGGUUUGGGUUGAAGAGAAGAUGCUGGUGGUGAAGGCCGAGAAGGUGCCCAAGAAGAAGAAGAAGAACGGAGAGGAGGAAGAGGAAGAGGAAGAAGAAGAAACAGAAACAGAGUGGUCGGCGAAGAGCUACGGGAGAUACAGCAGCAGAAUAGCGUUGCCGGAGAAUGUGCAGUUCGAGAAGAUAAAGGCAGAGGUGAAGGAUGGAGUGCUGUACAUUUCGAUCCCGAAGGCCGAUCCGUCCGGCAAGAUCUUGGACAUUCGUGUGCAAUGAGUUCUCUGUUCUUAUUUUCUUGGGGAUUUUGAAUUUUGUUCCUAUUUUUAUGGUUGAAUUUGGGUUUUGGUGAAAUGUUGAGGGAAGAUGGUGAUCCAAAAAGUUUGGGUCAACUGCUCCUCUUUUUGUUGAUGAAAUCACUGUGCAGCAUAGAUGAGAUGAGAUGAAAUUUCUUGCUCC
Molecule: messenger RNA, 1149 nt
Organism: Malania oleifera
Lineage: Eukaryota; Viridiplantae; Streptophyta; Magnoliopsida; Santalales; Ximeniaceae
Product: small heat shock protein, chloroplastic-like
Exons: 2
Coding region: 208-969 (253 amino acids)
Biological process (GO): response to heat
Source: RefSeq, a predicted model, not a curated record